CUCGCACCCUUUUUUCACGCCACAAACAACGCAUCCUCGGUGCUUGAUUGAUCCUUCAAUCUCUAUAAAAUGUAAAUCUAUGGUGUGAGUAAAGAGUGAGCAAGAGAGUGAUUCUCUAAAUUUCUAAGAGAAGCAAAUCAGUCAGAGGCAUGGCAGGUCGUCAAUACAAUUUGCACUUUCUGCUUCUGUUUGUGCUUAUUUUAGUGUCAUUCUCCAAUUUUGCAGAGUGUUACGGCCGUGCACAGCUACGUUCAACAGAUUGCAAGCCAAAGUGUACAUAUCGUUGCUCAGCUACAUCACAUAAGAAGCCAUGCAUGUUCUUCUGCCUCAAAUGCUGCUCCAAAUGUCUGUGUGUUCCUCCUGGUACUUAUGGUAACAAGCAGACCUGCCCUUGCUACAACAACUGGAAGACCAAGGAAGGAGGACCCAAGUGCCCAUGAAGCUACAUUAUAGGGUUACUCAUUAAAGGCCUAGUUUUAUGUAUUUCUUCUAGCCAAUUGCCAUUGCCAUUGUCAUUGCUCUUAGGACUGAGCUCAGCGAGAGGACCUGAGUAGGUCAACUGACCUCUACCCAGCUCAGCUCAUCCAUAUAAUUUUGAUAUUAUAAUCUAAAUGAGUAACAUCCAAGAUUAA
Macadamia integrifolia is the source of this 632-nucleotide messenger RNA. Its product is annotated as protein RSI-1. The transcript is spliced from 3 exons. Bases 150 to 440 code for a protein of 96 amino acids. Lineage: Eukaryota; Viridiplantae; Streptophyta; Magnoliopsida; Proteales; Proteaceae. The record is from RefSeq and is a predicted model, not a curated record.